Messenger RNA from Opisthorchis viverrini, 1288 nucleotides. RefSeq lists its product as hypothetical. The record is from RefSeq and is a predicted model, not a curated record. Lineage: Eukaryota; Metazoa; Platyhelminthes; Trematoda; Opisthorchiida; Opisthorchiidae. The transcript has 5 exons. Bases 75 to 755 code for a protein of 226 amino acids.
UGAUCACUCCGCAAACAACCGUCUACGACAAAGUGGGGCUAUUCUCGACCGGCUACCUGCCGUUUGCGUACACUAUGUUGGAUACUGAGCUGAAUACUCAAGCCAUUGCCCUUCACAAUCAAUUUCGUGAGAAACACGGAAGCCCACCUCUUGCCUACGAUGCGAAGUUGGCCCAAACAGCUCAGAAUUGGGCAGAACAACUGGCACAGACCAAGUGCAUGCGGCACAGCGAUAUGGACACUUACGGAGAAAACUUGGCCUACAAAGGAGCGUGGGAGAAUGCUACUAUCACGGCAGAAGAAGCUACAAAGUCCUGGUAUGCGCAAGGGGAUUAUCAUGACUUCAAUGAAGGUUUUACCUACGAGACAAGCUACUUUAGUCAGCUCAUCUGGAAAGGAAGUAAAAAUGUUGGAUUUGGUCGCGCGGUUUCAGAGGACGGAGAAGCGGCAUAUAUCGUAGCCCACUACUUCCCAAAAGGCAACAUCCGGAGCGUCUUUUCCAACAAUGUUCCGAAACUUUGCUCCGCUCCCUCGGCUAACGCAAUCGGAACCCCUGUGUCCACUCCGAACAUGCGGUACACAAAACUGGAAACCAAAAAAGAGCUUAAAGAGCGAGAAAAAGCAGAGAAAAAGGCCCGUGAGCGCGCUGAGAAAGAACGAAAAGAACGUGAAAAACAAUUGAAGAAGGAACAAAAGGAGCGGGAGAAGCAGGCGAAAAAGGAUAAGCAAAAGUCCAAGUCGUUGAGUGGAAUUUAGAAAUUCGAGUCAUUCAACACGUUCACAGCAAAGGUUUGGUGCUUGUCGGAUCUUCUGUUUCGCCACCAAGAGCAGUUUAUUCGCCUCCACUUCAUUCUUCUGUCCCUUUCGAAGACUAAAUUUCGGUUGGGAAAAGAUAUUUACUUUGAUAAUAUCCGCUUUAAACGCUUCAAGCUCAGUAGUGCAACAAGGGUUUAAGUGGAAUUCUCCUGUUGGCUGAGAAGCUAUUUCGAUUAGUGUUUAUUACCUUUCCUUCAAAUCUUUUUGUCCAGAAGAUGCUUUUGAACAACAAUACGGAAUGAUGGUCGGUUGAGCAAUCCCAUCCUCACCGAUUUCCGCAUUUUUCAAACCCACAGCCGAUGUUGCUUUUGUGGCUUUUUCGUCGCACGGUUGAUCUCUGCCUGUUUAACCGUUCCACUUGAGUUUCGCAACCGUGUUAGAUGAAUCAAAUAACAGUUUUACGCUGCUCUAAGAGGUCGCUCGUGGAUCCAUUGAUGACCAAGCAUGUUUAAACAUGAAAUAUACGAUAGAAU